UGCUUCGACUCCAAUCAUGGAGCAAUGUUAGCAGCUGUGAGCAAUAGUUGACAUUACUGAUCAAACGGUCAUUUAUUUCUCUCGGGACUGCGUUUUCUUUAGGCCAGUCCGGAUUACCAACCCUUAAUAAUCUACAUGGAGCAGCGGUCGUCAGUGUGGCUAUAUCAGGCGCGCGGGUGUAUUUUUGUGCUCAUAUGCUAAGCAUGGACAACACACCGUAAUGAGCCGACCAAUUUGCGCUGAAACUACACGGGAAGGCCAAGGCGUUGAGAACGGGCCGCAGAGCGUCAGGCCGUCUGUACCACUGUGGCACCCUGAGAGCCUUGAUACACAAAGUCGAACUCAAGACACCCCAAGCAUCUCCUAGACCUGCACUGCUGGGGCCACUCUCUCGCUCUCUAAUAGAAAGCUUCACAUCUAAUGAUGAAUACUGUCAAAGGUGAUGCAGUUACCUGGCGACCACAGCCAUGGAAGGAUGCUGAUAGAGGUGGUGGAGAACCUCUCUCAGAUAGCGACUCAGAGGAAGAAGAUUUUCCUGAUGACUACUCGACUCCUUUGGGGGAGUAUGUAACUCAGGGGUUAAAACAGCUGCUUGAUGCUCAGCAGUUGUGUGAUGUCACUCUUGUGGUGGAGGGAAAAAAGUUUAUGUGUCACAGAGUUCUUUUAGCAGCAGUCAGUCCAUAUUUCCGUGCCAUGUUUACCAGCCCUCUCGUAGAGUCUCGUCUUACUGAGAUCCGACUGGAGGAGGUGACACCUUCUGUUAUGGAGACCGUUAUCCACUUUGUUUAUACAGGGGAAGCAGGUCUUAGUCUCGACACAGCAGAGGAUCUGUUUGUAGCAGCCAAUCGUCUUCAAGUGAUGCCCUUGCAGGACCUUUGCUCUAGAUUCCUUUUUGAGCACCUGUCUGUGGAGAAUUGCCUGGGCAUGUACUCUCUGGCUCGUUCACAUCAUGACCAGCUGCUUCUUCGGGCUUCUUUGAGGCUGGUAGGCCAGCAUUUUCCUCGAGUGGCCCGGCAGCGAGACUUCCUCCUGUUGGACCCAGGAACUCUUGGCAGCUUGUUGGAGUCGGAUCGAUUGGGUGUGGAGUCUGAGACUGAAGUUUACAAUGCAGCAAGGCGCUGGGCAGAAUACCAGCCGGCUGAUCGUUACAUUCACAUGCCCAAUUUGUUACGCCAUUUACGCCCUGGUCUUUUCGGCCCUGAAGAGAGCCACCGAAUGAACCAAGAACUUGGACUUGGAGCCAGUACCGAGGGCAUGGGAGGACCGCUGAGGCCUAGAGAAGGUAUGUUUGAGAAGAAAAUAGUCUGUGUAGACCUUAAGCCAAGAGAGGAUGAGUCUUUACAGAAAAGGGACUUCACGGUGGAUUGCUUCGACCCUCGUACAGGGAAGUGGGAGAAGCUGGCAGCCUUGGGCUCAUUGCUUUGUCCUGGCUGCACUGCAGUCGGAGGUCGACUGUUUGUGGCGGGAGGCAUCCUGCGGAGUGGCGAGGUCUCCUCUGCACUUCAUGAGUACGAUGUCGUGCUAAACCGCUGGAUCGUGCAGCCAUUGAUGGCUGAACCACGUGCGAUGUUGGGUCUUCUUGGCUGCGGAGGUUUUUUAUACGCUCUCGGUGGCUGUAACCGAGCAGCAUUUCUGGACACAUCUGAAAAAUUUGACCUUAACACGCUGACCUGGGCAUCAGGACCUCGUUUGCCAUUGCCAUUACGUUCUUUUGCUUGCUCUGCCCUCCGCUGUCGUCUCUACUUGCUUGGCGGUACCACACUGGAGCAGAGCAGGGCUGUGGUGCAUGCUGGCGUGCUUAUAUACCACACAGUUACAAAUACCUGGAGCCGUGUCACCCUUGAUUCUGGCGCCACCUGCCUGGCUGGAGGCAUAGCAGUACGUGGCGGCGUUUGUGCCAUUGGUGGUUACUUGCGUGAUGCCGCCAAGUUCCUCAAUGGCAACUACACCCAGGCAGAACCACUAGAUGCCACAGGACGAGUGUUGUUCUUCCGAGAAGGACGGGGAUCAGGAUUAGAGCGGGAGGUGGCGGUUGGAGUUGAGCGAGGGGGAGGCGGUAGUGACCGUGCGCCUAGUCCGGUGGUUUUUCCAGGUCUGCCAAGGAGGAUUGCUGCCGGAGGUGUGGCUAGAUGGAAACGCAGGAUAUAUGUAUUGGGUGGUGAGAAUGGAUCGAGAUUUUAUGACAGCGUCUACUGCUGGAAACCUGGCUGGCGAAGUUGGGUCCAAAGACGGGAGAAAUUACCUGGGGAUACAGGAGGAGUUAGCCAGUUUGGAUGUACCACCCUUAAGUUCCCCAAAAAACACAUUUUAGCACGUCUUCGGGCUGCUCAACAGAAACGUGGGAAGGAGAAACGACCGACCCGGUCGUGCAGAGUCAUGCGAAUCGACAGGACAAAUCAGAAAGUGUGAUUUUCAAUUAGACAUAUGAGCAUUUUGGAAACAUUUAUGCACCUACAUUUACAUCUUUACUCUUGGUUGAUGUCUAGAUGUUUUGAAUUUCAUUCUUUCAUUUCUGCAAGCUGAACGCAGGUUUUUCUUUGCGAAGUAUUGACAGAAAGUAUAUGUAACAUUUGGAUAUGGUUUCAGAAUGUUUUGCUCUUAAUAAUGAUAAUUGUUCAUAGAUGCCCAAAUUUGAUCUUAUAAAUGGUAUCAUCUUGGAGAAUGACAAAAUGUUUGAGUCGCAGCAAAAAAACAGGCUAUACAUAUGUUUGACUCUGAGUAAAAUGUCAUUGUUGUUUAUUUGAACCUUUUGGUUUAAAGUUAUUGCUUUGAGGCUGAAUGUAGUUUACACACAUUAGAACAUCUAGAUUCCUACCAUAACAACAGUUGUUACUACUGUAAAGUCAUAACAGCUUCAUAUGGGAUCUAAACAGUGUAAGCUUCAAGUCUUUAUUUUAUUUUUUUUGUUUCAUUUUUGAUGACUGUGUGGUCAAAUUACAUUUAUGUUAAACAGCUGUUAAGCAACAUCAUGAGAUUCUUCCAGGGUUUCCAUCAACCAGCAUUUUUAUGCCAUAUCCCAAAAUUUGCAUGAAAAAUUCUGGAUGGAAAAACCAUUGUGAAUAAAAUUUGCAUAAUGUGCUUAAUAAAUGUAUACACUUCGCUUGAGGUGGAUGAUUUUAAAUUUUUUUUAGAACACAUGCACAUAAACUAUGAUGGAAAUACAUUUCCAGAUUAAAUUGUUAGAUGUGCAUUCAAAAGACAUGUCUUUGUCUCGAAAUCAUAUGACUGAAUCAUUUGCUUAGAGAAGGAAAAAAACAUGUUUCUCUGGCCAUUCUGAAAUUUUACAUUGUAGGCGAUUGCUAGCAUAUGAAGUUUGUAAGAAUGUUUUAUCUGUGCACUCAACCACAAGACAUGUAUUACAUUUAAUAAAGGAGUGGCUUCUAUUGGCUACAGUUUCCAUUUUUUAAUUAUUUUUAUUUCUUUUGAACAAAUGGUCUGAAGACAGUGUUUUAUUUGCAAAUUGUUUUUGCUUUAUAUUUUGUUUCAUGAAAUGCAGUCUUAACUAAGAUGAAGACCCAGAUGAUAAACACUGAUGAACAACAUUAUGUAAUUCUAAAGGAUGUGGCUAUUCAGAUUUCAUGUGUUGCAAACUCUACUGUAUUUUAAAUCACCUUAA
Messenger RNA from Sinocyclocheilus grahami, 3616 nucleotides. RefSeq names its product kelch-like protein diablo. The record is from RefSeq and is a predicted model, not a curated record. NCBI's taxonomy places the organism in Eukaryota, Metazoa, Chordata, Actinopteri, Cypriniformes, Cyprinidae. Gene Ontology annotation, molecular function: protein binding. The transcript has 5 exons. The coding region runs from base 421 to 2409 and encodes 662 amino acids.